Messenger RNA from Dovyalis caffra, 615 nucleotides. Lineage: Eukaryota; Viridiplantae; Streptophyta; Magnoliopsida; Malpighiales; Salicaceae. The record is from the annotation of a GenBank genome assembly.
AUGGGUAGUGUCCACCGGCCGGUGCCCGGUGGCUUGUGGGCAAUAGCUAGGCAAUGCCCACUCGGCCGCUAUUGGCUAGUGGUGUGGUCGUGUGGGGUGAGGCGUGACUCCAUCGUGAGGGGCCGAGGGCACGAGGUCCGACCGUCCGAAAGUGAGGAGCAGAGGUUUAGAGGAGACCGGACAGGAUCGAGGAGUAAGGAGGAUCAAGGAAGUAAGAACAAAGAAAUGAGGUCCGAGGAAGCGAGGAAGACGAAGAGCCAAAGAGGAACACGAACAACACCGAUUUUAGGUUUUGAUGUUGGUCAGUUGGAGCAGAGUGGCGGGGAUGCACAGUCGGUGGAAGUCACAACCGAUCGGAAUAUGGAGGCAAGUGGAAAGGGUGAUAAGGGAGGCAAAGCUAUAAAAUCUAUAGAUAAGAUAAAGGCUAGACUUCCAAAUGAUUUUAGCAUGGCAAUUGCUAAUAAAUUUGCACUACUAGAGGAGGUAGAAGAGAUGAACCAUAUAGAAUUAGAAUAUGGAGAAACAAUAAUGGAGAAAGCUAGAGUUAGUAGUGAUAAUUUAAGAGAGCUUAGGACUGGGAAGAUUAUAUUUAUUUCAAGAAAAAUGGAUAAUUAA